This is a messenger RNA of Aspergillus fijiensis CBS 313.89, 1728 nucleotides long. Its product is annotated as caspase family protein. Lineage: Eukaryota; Fungi; Ascomycota; Eurotiomycetes; Eurotiales; Aspergillaceae. The record is from RefSeq and is a predicted model, not a curated record. The transcript has 6 exons. Gene Ontology annotation, biological process: proteolysis. The coding region runs from base 281 to 1615 and encodes 444 amino acids. Gene Ontology annotation, molecular function: cysteine-type endopeptidase activity.
GUAAAUCCAACCGAGGAAGCACCAAUUGGCGCGUCGGGCUCCACUGCCGCCUUUCCCCAGUGACGGACUGCGCCUUUCUCACUUCCUCACCAUCUGACCUUCUCUUCUCCUCUUCUCCUCUUUCAUCACUUCUUGUUUUUUUCUCCCUUUCUUCUCUCUUCGCUUUGCCCUCUCGUCUUAUUUCCUGACUCGUGAUCUGCUUGGGCCCUGCGUAUCAGCCUUUCUUAUUCUGCUCCUGCGACUCGUCCAUAAAUCCUCGCCUUUCCUCUGCAAUUCGGCCAUGUCCUACUAUCCUCCAUAUUCGGGCCCGCCCGGGUAUCCCCCGCAGCAGCAACAGCAGCAGUAUAAUUACCCCCCUCAGAGCUACGGCAGCCCGCCACCACAGUAUCAGCAACAAAUGAAUCCUCACCAUCAUCAUCACCAAGCGUCUUAUGGCGGCGGCGGCGGGGGAUACCCUGGUCAGGCCUACCGCCAACAACAACCACCUCCCAGCAAUCCUUACCCCUACGGUCAGCCGCCGCCCCAACAGUAUUCGGGAUCGCAACCGCCUCAGGGCGGCUAUAAUGGUGGUUAUAGUGCUCCCCAAUAUGGUGGUCAGCAGGGAUACUCCAACCCUUACAACCAAGGCAGUCAGGGCAACGGACCUCCUCCUCCGCCAAGUGAACCGGUGUCUUUCGGUCAGGGCGCGCCGCAAGGCUACAGCUUCCAGUAUUCUCGUUGCACGGGCAAGAGAAAGGCUUUAUUGAUUGGAAUCAACUAUUUCAACCAGAAAGGUCAACUCCGAGGAUGUAUCAACGAUGUCAAGAAUAUGUCAACAUACCUGAAUCAGAACUUUGGCUAUGCUCGUGAGGACAUGGUUCUGUUGACGGAUGACCAGCAAAACCCUAUGAGCCAACCCACCAAAGCCAACAUCCUCCGGGCUAUGCACUGGCUGGUGAAGGAUGCGCAGCCUAACGACUCUCUGUUCUUUCACUACUCUGGCCACGGCGGUCAGACCCCUGAUCUGGACGGCGACGAGGACGAUGGAUACGAUGAGGUGAUUUACCCGGUCGACUUCCGCGCCGCGGGACAUAUUGUCGAUGACGAGAUGCACCGCAUCAUGGUCAAACCACUUCAGCCCGGAGUGCGGCUCACAGCGAUCUUCGAUUCGUGCCAUUCUGGAUCUGCCCUGGAUCUGCCUUACAUCUACUCGACCCAAGGCAUUCUCAAGGAGCCCAACUUGGCCAAGGAGGCGGGUCAAGGUCUGCUGGGCGUGGUCUCGGCAUACGCGCGGGGCGAUAUGAGCAGCAUGAUGUCAACGGCAGUGGGAUUCCUGAAGAAGGCGACCAAGGGAGACGAGGCGUACGAGCGUACCAAACAGACCAAGACAAGCCCGGCAGACGUGAUCAUGUGGUCGGGCAGCAAAGACGAUCAGACCAGCCAGGACGCACAGAUUGCUGGACAGGCCACGGGAGCCAUGUCGUGGGCAUUCAUCAGCGCGCUCCGCAAGAACCCACAGCAGAGCUACGUACAGCUGUUGAACAGCAUCCGCGACGAGUUGGCUACCAAGUACUCGCAGAAGCCGCAGCUGAGCAGCAGUCAUCCCUUGGAUGUGAAUUUGCGGUAUGUCAUGUAAAUAGGCGUUUGUGGGCUUUUCGGGUCGAGCGAUGGGGUGAGAAUUAUCGGUGCCUUUCAUACUUAAUAAUAACUAUGGGCUGUCAUGCUAUUCUCACUGCUUUCUCAGCUUUG